This is a messenger RNA of Clarias gariepinus (North African catfish), 3310 nucleotides long. It is a transcript of the gene cdk16, whose product is annotated as cyclin-dependent kinase 16. Bases 235 to 1809 code for a protein of 524 amino acids. Gene Ontology annotation, molecular function: protein kinase activity; ATP binding. Lineage: Eukaryota; Metazoa; Chordata; Actinopteri; Siluriformes; Clariidae. Gene Ontology annotation, biological process: exocytosis; neuron projection development; protein phosphorylation. Gene Ontology annotation, cellular component: cytoplasm; synaptic vesicle; nucleus. The record is from RefSeq and is a predicted model, not a curated record. The transcript is spliced from 17 exons.
UGGGGGGGUGACGGGGAGUUUCUGAUGCCGUCAGCCGGGACAGGAGCGCUGCAGCGCGGAUAGAGAACCAUGGCUGAAGACUACUGGGAGUGCACGGCGGCGGCUUUGGGAUUUUAGGAUUUACAGCAAGGACACACACACACACACACACGGGAAUCUCACGUCCUCUCUCGGGGCAACUGAACAGUGGCUGCCCCUCCCUCCUCGUCGUCUCGGCCCCCCCUGCCCCCCCUGAUGGAGCGCGUGAGGAAGAUCAAGCGGCAGCUGUCCAUGACGCUGCGGGGCAGCAACAGCGGGGACAAGAACCUGCCCGAGAGCAUCAGUUCUCAGGACACGGGAGCACACAGCGACUCCGAGGCCAUGCCAGGCGGGGGUAGUGCCACUCUGCGUGGUUCAGUGCGAGGAGCGGGCGGCUCAUUCAGCAUGCACUCGCUCCUGCAGUCCUACAGCAGCGCCCUGCACCGGCCGCGCAGCCUGGGCCGCAGCCUCAGCUCCUAUCUCAACCACACCACACGCCUCGAGAUCGUCCAUGAGGACGUGAAGAUGGGCUCCGACGGAGAAAGCGACCAGGCGUCGGCCACCUCCUCUGACGAGGUGCACAGCCCGGUCCGCGUGAGGAUGCGCAACAACGCAGGCCGCAAAAUUUCCACUGAGGACAUAAAUAAGAGGCUGUCUCUUCCGGCUGAUAUCCGACUCCCAGACGGCUACCUGGAGAAGUUCAGUCUGAACAGUCCGCUGUUUGAUAAACCACUGAGCAGACGACUGCGUAGGGUCUCUCUGUCAGAAAUUGGUUUCGGGAAGUUGGAAACCUACGUGAAACUGGAUAAACUAGGAGAGGGCACGUACGCCACGGUCUAUAAGGGUCGCAGUAAACUAACCGAUAACCUCGUGGCUCUCAAGGAGAUUCGGCUGGAACACGAGGAAGGAGCUCCGUGCACUGCCAUCAGAGAGGUUUCCCUGUUAAAGGAUCUCAAACAUGCCAACAUUGUGACUCUGCAUGACAUCAUCCACACCCAGAAGUCUCUGACGCUCGUGUUUGAAUACCUAGAUAAAGACCUGAAACAGUAUCUGGAUGACUGCGGGAACUGCAUCCACAUGCACAACGUGAAGCUCUUCUUGUUCCAGCUUCUGCGAGGACUGAGCUACUGUCACAGACGCAAAGUCCUCCAUCGAGACCUCAAACCGCAAAACCUCCUCAUCAAUGACCGUGGGGAGCUCAAACUGGCUGACUUCGGUCUGGCUCGUGCGAAGUCAAUUCCCACCAAGACUUACUCGAAUGAAGUGGUAACCCUGUGGUACCGCCCACCAGACAUCCUAUUGGGCAGCACAGAUUACUCCACCCAGAUUGACAUGUGGGGCGUCGGCUGCAUCUUCUACGAGAUGGCUACGGGUCGGCCGCUGUUCCCGGGAUCCACGGUGGAGGAGGAGCUGCACUUUAUCUUCAAACUGCUAGGAACGCCUACGGAAGAAACCUGGCCUGGAAUAACCUCCAAUGAAGAAUUCAUCUCGUAUAACUACCCCCGUUACCGUGCCGACUGCCUCCAUAACCACACCCCUCGGCUGGACAAUGACGGAGUGGACCUGCUGUCCAAACUGCUGCAGUUUGAAGGAAAGAAGCGCAUAUCUGCAGAGGAAGCGAUGAGGCACUCGUACUUUCACUGUCUGGGAGAGAGAGUUCUUACACUGCCUGACACUACAUCCAUAUUUGCACUUCAAGACAUUCAGCUGGAGAAGGAGACGACCAUGAGGACGAGCUCGAUAUCAGACUCAGUGAACAGCAUAUCUCAACGGCAGAGUCUGCUCUUCUGAUCAGCCCGAGGCGCGUCUAAGAAGAGACGAGGACGACCGGCGAGAUGUUUGUGUGCGGUUAUGAUGAAGGGAUCCCUGUUUGUCUCCCCCUCCACGUUUCUCUCUAACUGAGUCAUCGCUGUCACAAGGCAUUGUUUUUUGGAAGAAAAGGGGGAGGAGUUACUAGAUGUUUACAUGGGAUAAUGAGAAUUUUUUUUUUUGUUAGUUUUUUUGUAUUUAUAUACGUUUGUGUCCUGAUGAUACACUCUGUCCGCAUGUAUCUAUAAGCCAUGUUCUCUUCCCACUCACUUUCGGUGGUCGUAACACUAAACACACAGUGGCUGCGCGUCCGGUCGGAUCGGACUUUACAGAAAGUGAAUUGAUUUUCUUUUUUUUUUUUUUAAGUUUAUUGCGAAUUUGUUACUAAAGAAGAACCACUAAUAAUGAAGCGAACGGUUAGUAAUAAUUUCCUCGGCUUCAGAGCUCUUGACUGUUGAAGAGGUUUGAAUGCUGUUAUGCAUUCAAGCCUUCGUCGUAGUCUUCCUCCUCAGCGUUCUCAAUCUGCCCCUCACACUCACUCAUGUAUCUCACACACACACACACACACACACACACACUGAUAACAAAACCACUGCAUGAUUUUUACCAAAGAUUUUUCCCUCCUUAAAAUCAUUAGAGCUUCCAGUUUUCCCUAAACCCCUCUCUGUUUUUAUCCUUGCUGCCGUCUGCUACUUCAUAUUUUCCUUAUUUUUGUUUUUUGUUUUUUUUACCGAGGAAGUUUUACGCUAAUUUGGAAACGUGUUUUAAAAAACGUGAUGCACAGUCCAAUAUAAACCCAAAAGCUAAGCAGUUAAAGGUUAUGGCUUUUAUUCUUUGUGGCUUUCUGAACUUUCUCAGCCUUCACAGUUCUGUUGGUCUUAGGAUAUUUUUUAGGAGAAUGUUUAAGAAUUAAUUAUUCUUACAGUCUGAGUGUUUUUCACGUCGUAACAGUUCAACCCACAGCCAGGUGAUGUGUUUGGACCCCUUUAGAGCCGUAGCUCACUCAGGAUUAUCAAGUUCAGCCACUCAGAAGCUGAAAGAUACUGUAUUGUAUAUAUGAGAGUGGAGCGCGGGAGGACGAAGUGUCUUGGACUCGUCCAACUUCUGAGGGACUGAACACACCGUGUUCGGGUUAUCGGUAGUGAGCAGUGCAGGGAUAUUUGAUAAACAUAAGGAUCCCUGGUUUAAUGGAUUUUACAUUUUCGAUUCCAGACUUUUUUUUUAAUCCAGCAUAGAAAUUUGAAGUUAGCCCCGCCCCCUUAGCAGGAACAAAAGGGACUAAGCUCCACCCCUUAAAAAUCCUUACAUCAUAAUAAUUGCUUUAAACAACUUCUCAUCUAACAAGCAUGACCAAUCGUUUUCAUAAACGGCUACGGUUGUGUGUGUGUGUGACUCCUUCACGUUCGAGAAUGAACGUUUGUUUAAUCUGUGCCUCCCUACUGGAGAGGUGUGUGUUGUGCAGGAAGCUGCUGUGUGUGUGUGU